Epinephelus moara (kelp grouper) is the source of this 876-nucleotide messenger RNA. RefSeq names its product CDC28 protein kinase regulatory subunit 2 (gene cks2). The transcript is spliced from 3 exons. The record is from RefSeq and is a predicted model, not a curated record. Gene Ontology annotation, biological process: regulation of mitotic cell cycle. NCBI's taxonomy places the organism in Eukaryota, Metazoa, Chordata, Actinopteri, Perciformes, Serranidae. Gene Ontology annotation, cellular component: SCF ubiquitin ligase complex; cyclin-dependent protein kinase holoenzyme complex. Gene Ontology annotation, molecular function: protein kinase binding; ubiquitin binding; cyclin-dependent protein serine/threonine kinase activator activity. Bases 145 to 375 code for a protein of 76 amino acids.
GUUGGGGUUUGAAUCAUCCCCUGAAAACAGCGGCAGAUGACAGCAGCAGCUCGUUUCGCUCACAAACACUGCUCGUCACUUAGUGAGCUAACUUCACAACAACACCCGUAAACAGCUUUCAGGACUAAAACUUUGACAGCUAUCAUGUCGAAAAAACAGAUUUACUAUUCUGACAAGUACACCGAUGAGGAGUUCGAGUACAGGCAUGUGGUGCUUCCAAAGCAGCUGUCCAAACUGGUGCCCUCCUCCCACCUGAUGACAGAAGACGAGUGGAGGGGUCUUGGGGUGCAGCAGAGCCAGGGCUGGAUUCACUACAUGAUCCACAAACCAGAGCCACACAUACUGCUUUUCAGAAGACCUCUCCCAAAGGAUUAAAUGGAAACCACCUGUAAAUCAUCUUCUAUCAUCUUUGCUGAUAAGAACCAUACAUCUCUCCUACAUACAUCUCUUCAUAUGCUCUAAUGUAUCGUUAGAAAACCCUUAGUUGCAUCUUUUCUUUUGUCCUUUCAAACUCCCUCAAUUUUUAGAGGCAAUGGGAGGCAAACACUUUGUUUUCACUGUGAAGGAUAACCUUAUAAACAAUAUGAAGGCGGAGCUUGCCUGUCGAUUGUACAUUUUAAUACAUUUUUUUAAAAGUCUUUUGAUGCCAUUUUGUUAUGAUUGAUUUACUUGCUGAGUAUCGGACAGGCAUAGGGUUUUAUUUUUCUCCAGCUCACUAUUCUCCCCAAAAACUUUCUGUGUUUUUCCUGUUCUUAAACUUAUGUUUGUGUUGUGUAUAUAAUAUUAUUUCUAGAUAUUAUAAAUGUCAACAGUGAGUCAUGGAUGAUUCAACACGUUCUUUGUUGUUGAAAGAACAAGAUUAAAUGUACUUCUUCA